This is a messenger RNA of Schistocerca gregaria, 8047 nucleotides long. Its product is annotated as D-ribitol-5-phosphate cytidylyltransferase-like. The record is from RefSeq and is a predicted model, not a curated record. Gene Ontology annotation, biological process: protein O-linked glycosylation via mannose; isoprenoid biosynthetic process. Bases 478 to 1704 code for a protein of 408 amino acids. Gene Ontology annotation, cellular component: cytosol. Gene Ontology annotation, molecular function: D-ribitol-5-phosphate cytidylyltransferase activity. NCBI's taxonomy places the organism in Eukaryota, Metazoa, Arthropoda, Insecta, Orthoptera, Acrididae. The transcript has 7 exons.
AGAGAUAAAAAAGUUUAAAGUAGUUCGAUUUAACAUCAAAUUACAUCGUAAAAAUUUUACGAAACAUCUACAUGACGUUCAAUUUUGAAAGGUGUCCCAAAACACCCCAGUAUAAGAUGUUUUCACUACAGCUGGAAGAGUUAUUUUGUUGAUUAAAAAACAUAAAAAUAAAAAAUGCCGCGAAUAGUGCAAAGAAAAGUUAUCCGACGACAACGUUGUAAUUAUGCAAUUUCAUAUUAAUAGUUUUUGGUAAAAAAAUAUUCGUUUAACCAGACUUCGAUUACGAACGAAAAUGGCGAUUGUGUGUGUUACGAAAUGGGUGGCAAGGAGGGGUAGUUUGUUUUGAGCUAUAGUAUAGCUUCCUUCUGUUUAUUUUGUGAGUUUAUGUAGGAAAUGUAGCCUUUUUAACACAUGGGAUAUUGCCCUCAGGAGUAAGUCCAGUUCACCAGAAACAAGUACUGUCAUAUAAUAGGCAAAAUGAUUUCGUUCGAAGUUGGUGUCAUCUUGCCGUCAGCUGGAACAGGUGAACGGGUCGGAGCAUCGUCACCAAAACAAUACAUCGAAAUAAUGGGCAGGCCCCUUUUGCUGUACGCUCUGGAGGAGGUGUUGCGGCCACCGUGGGUUCGUCGUGUCGCGCUGGUCGUGGACUCCCCGGAGAAAGUGCAGACGGUUCUGGACGGGUCCGGCAUCAAAGGUGCAGACCGUGUCUCUGUUGUCAGAGGGGGCUGCAGCCGACACCGCUCCAUACGGAGUGGCCUGCAGGCACUCCAGAAAGCUGAGGCGGGUGUGCGCGUGGUGGUGGUGCACGAUGCAGUGCGCCCUCUGGUACCUGCGGAGCUGCUGGAGAGGCUAGUGGUACUGGCCGAACACCACGGGGCGGCAGGUGCUACGCGGCCGCUCACCUCGACUGUGGUGCGUGCGUCUCCGGACGCCGGUGGGACGCUGCUGCUGCAAGCCAGUCUCGACCGCGACUCUCACCUCGCGUCGGAGACUCCGCAGGCGUUCCGGACGGAGGUGCUGGCCACUGCUUACAACAAGAGCACGGAGGAUGAGCUGGAUCGCGGGACAGAGUGCCUCGCGCUGGUUCUGCGGCAUGCCGGCGUGCGGCCACGUCUUCUGGAGGGACCGCCGGACCUCUGGAAGGUCACCCACAAGAGGGAUGUGUACGCUGCUGCCGGCUGCCUCAGGGAGCGCAGCACACGCGUGUGUGUGGUGGCGGCGGCAGACACGGAGGCCGCACGGCUGCUCGCGGAGGAGCUGACCCCGCGGGUGAGUGAACUGGCGCGCAUCACGACGGGUAGUCUCCCGGAACCUGGUGAUUCCCCGCCCGGCACGCCGCCCGCCACGGCUGCGGCGUCACCGGCGGUCACCUCCACGUACAACACGGUAGUCUUUUUCCACGUGCACGAGAUCUCUCAGGACGGGCAGCUGCUCGACCUGGCAACGGUGCUCGAUGUUGAGAAGCAGGGUGCCAUCGUGCACGUGAUCGAGCACCCGGAGGGGGACGGCAUGCGUGGUGUGUCGGCACUGGAGCUGCACCGCUCGGGCCGCCACAUGGCGCGUCACCACGAGAAGCUGCGCAAGGCGGUCGUCGUGGUGCACUGGCUCUCUGCCGGCGAGGAGCGCGGGCUCGCGCGCCUCGUCUCCGCCCUCGUCCUCUCUGAUGACCCGCGUGCAUUCUCGGGACAGACGCUGUUUCUCUGAGUGUCAGUCAGGAUAGAGAGGAGGAACAGGCAGAAAAAGAGAAGAUACAGGAAUUGGGUUUAUGUGAACUGGAUGAGAAAGCUGUGCAGGACACGUCAAUGAGAGAGACCCGAGACAGCAUAGCGAGGACGCGUGGGGGGAACUUUCUGCUACUUUUUCUGUAUUUAUUUUUGUAAUAUUAUUUUCAACUGUUCUUUUCUUACAAAGGCUUUGUGGUAAGAAUGUUUAAUGAAUAUCAAAACUUAUGAAUUUAGUUCUUUCAGAGAUGUUCGAAAGUUGAAAAAUUUGCUGCUACAUAUUAUUUUGUAAACUUUGUUAAGAGCAUACUUAUUAUCGCAUUUCAUGAUACACAUUUAUACAAUAUUGGACUGCAGUAAUAGACAAUUACUUCUUAAUUCAUUUAAAUUAAUUUUGUUAUUUGUAAGAUCUGGAUUGUAUUCCCAGCUGCACAAAUAGCUGGAGUUGUACCAAAACAUUGAAUCUGUUUGAAGGAUCUCACUCAAUUUUUAACAUGUUAUAGUAAUGAAGAGGCAUUAUGUGCUGUACCUGAUACAUGUGCAGUCCCAUCAGUGUUUGAGAAAAUGGUCUUAUUCACUUUUUACUGGACCUUUUUUUGGUUUGUCUUUUGGCAGCCUGUAGUGUGAGAGGAAGAAAGAAAAAAAAAAGGAAAAAAAAAGAUUAGUUGGAUCCCUCCUGAAAUUGCCCCUGAUAUGUCAGACUGUUAGUGUCAUAGAAUGCCACAGUAUUAAUGUGGUGUGCUUUGUAAAUGUAUUUGUAGGUUUUUGGCAAGUCUCAUUUUGACAUAUAAGUGUCUUGUUUAUGUAGUAAAUGUUAUAAAGUAAUAUUCAGUAGAUAGGUGGUGUAGCUGCUAAUUCAUGCCUGCAUAAUGUUAUUGGUGUGUAUUACAAAUGUAGAAUAUGUGUCUCGAAGUAGCUGUAUAAUAUUAAUGUAAACUGGAUGUAAAGUCUGUUUAACUGAAACUUGAAACGGGUAAAAUACCAUAUAUUUACAUGGAUGUUGGUUAAUUUUUCUUUGUAGUUUACACUUAUAUUAAUGUUUACACUAACUGCAAAUGAUGGAGUUCUAUUUUUCUGUAGCUUCUUGUGACUCCUGAAAGGAAUGAGAUUAUAUGUCGAUUUACUUAUAUUAAUCAUUGAAUACAAUUGUAUAUAUUGUAUGAGAGUCAAUUCAUCAACAGACCUUAGAGAUGCGAUGUAUGUGCUUGUCUUCCUUCCUUUAUUUUUUGAUGUUAAAAUUAUUGGAAUUUAACACUGAAGCCAGCAGCAAAUAUUGGAUGUGUUAUAGAGUAGUGUUUUAGCACACAACAUAUAAUUCAGAUUAUUAUAUUUCAUGUAUAUUUUGCUCUAGAGAUUUUCCUGGUGAUCAGUGUGGUGAGGAAACCACAGUACAAAAUAAAGUGAUGAGAAAAUAUUGAUAAAUUUUCCUGCCAUUGAGAGUACAACACAUUGUUGUAGUCUAAAAAGAUUAAUUACAAAACUUCUUCACAGCAAUAAUUUUUAUGAAGUUCCACAUUAUUAGGAGCUCGAAUACAGCUGGACUAGCAAAAAUUGCUAGAUUUUGAAUGCUGUUUCCAUUAAAAAUUUUAAUAUUCGUGCUGCAGUUAUAUUACUUUAUAAUAAAGUUAAAAGCUCGAUUAUAGCUGAUCUAAGCUAAAAUUUCAGGAUUUUGAAUGCUAUUUCAGCGGCUCAAAGCUAAAGAAAAUGUUGGAUGCAGAAGGGACAGCUGUUAAUGAUUGCAGAACUUGAAAAGUGGCCAGUUCUGAAAUAAACCAGAUGUGGUACCUGGGCCACUAGACAUGAAUCUGCGAGAAUAUGUACUGUGAUUUGUUCCUCUACAGGUGUAACAGUCCCGUCCCUUGAUUUCAGUGUCACUUUUACAAAUGUCUUGUUUGUCUUUUUAAAAUUGUUGUAUAUUUUUAAAUAUGUUAGACUGAUAAUUAUAAUAUUUAGUCAGCACUACUGACAUCUAGAUAAAAGAAAUUUCUGCAUUUAGUGCUAGUAAUAUAGUUCUGUGUUGUAGUUAUGUUAAUUAAGAAAGUGGAAGUUGCUGAAAACUGAACUUUGCACAAAAAAAUGUAUUUUGUUGGAAAUUUAACUUAACAGGAGGUGGCUUUAUGAAGGGGGCCACUGUUUCUGUUCUCCAUUCCCUACAGUCACUAGGAUUUUGACUCGAAAACUACAGUGCUUGGGAAGACAGAUAUAUUUUUGUAGAUUGAGGCAGGUAAUUGAAGACUAUAAACUAUAAGGAACACUGAAAGACAUGAAGAUUCCUGUGUUAUUUUUGUGACCCAGCACAACAGCUUACUACAAUAUCACAUGUCAAUUUUUGGGAAUAAUGCAACUUUGCAUUACAAGUGCCACACAUAAAUAAACAGUGGUCCUCUGUUAGAAGUUCUAAAAUGAUAAUGAGUCAGUAGAGUUCACUUGGUGUUGUGGCAGGCAUUGAAUGUUGGAAACUUGCAGUGAAAUUUUCAUUUACUUUAUGUGUUGGUUGGUAUCCCAGUAUCAAAUGGGAAAUUGCUGAUAGGCGCAUAUAAAAUAUGCAACUCUAUCCUAGUUUUCUGAAGCAGUAGUUCCUUCAUUGGGAGGAGACAGUAAUAGAAGGAUAGGAGUUAUCGUGUCUACCCAUUCGAGUUGAUAUUUUGAGUGCCACCCUUUCGAUCAUUGCUGAACUUGCAGUUCUCCACUAGAAUGGUUCACACUGUUUCUUUGUAUGCAUCAUUUAAACUAGCGCACUGAAGUAUUUUGUCAUUAGUGCACACACAUUGACUGCCAUUGCAAGAAGUAAAGAAGCACAAGUUGCUCUCGGCUAUCUGGCUCCAACUCCACUCACAAGGAAAAAACAACUCAGCUCCUAUACCAAAAACUCACCAGAGAAAAUGAAUGUUACUUAGAAAAUUUUCCCAGUGAGUUCCUAAAGAUUUUAAAAUGAAGCUUUGAAGCAUGAAAUAAAAGGUACAUCAGUCAUGAACACUUUACGAGGGUUAUUUCUUAAACAUGGCAGUUUUUUAAAUAUGUUUCUGUGUAAAGUUUUUUUGACUUUGCUGCUUUACAGUGCCCCAAUAUAGUCUUCGUGCUUAUAACCGACGUGUCCCAGUGUUGGGAAAGUUUUACAGUUUCAUCUGACACACAGACUUCGUUCAGCUGACUAAUGGCCCAUGUAGCAGAUGCACCAAGCUCUCACAGAGAUGUAUGCAAAAUUGUUUCAACUUUGGGAAUUAGUCAAAGACAGUGGACUAAUGAAAGGACUGUAGGGAGCUGGAGGUAACACUUUCCACCUGUAUUGGCACAGCUUUUGAGUUAUAACUUUGGCAUUGUAUGGGCGGGCAAACACUGUCAUGGUGAACGAGUAACCUGGCCUCGGCGGAAACGUUGGACUCUAAUUAUUGCUUGACCUUAGAGUUUGAUGGAAUUUUUUGAGACACAGAGAAGUCUUGUACUCGCCACUCAUCCAACUCGUGCUCAAAGCAUGUAAGCCACAUAUCAUCAGUAGUAACAAUUUGGUGCAAGAAAGCGUGAUCUUCAGUGUUAAAUCUCUCUUUUUGGAAAGGUUAUGAUGACUAGGUGUUUGCACUUCAGUUCAGUACUCAAGUACUGAGGGACCUAUCACAAAGAAAUCAUAGAGUGUCAGAAAUUUACUCGCGUGAUGCGCUCCAUUCUCCUUUGAGAACACCAGCCACAAGCUUCACACUACAUUACCCCGUUGAUAGUUUGAGAUUAAUGGUCUCGGUUCAUUUUCAACACUCACACGACCUUCACGAAAAUGAUUAGUCCAGUGAGAAAGUGUACUGUAGCCCCAUGUUAACUGACCAUAAAAGUUACUCAUAUCACUGGAUUUUAAUUGGAUUUUUUCUUCAUCUAGUAGUUUGCACUUUAAUGCAUAGUUGUUGAUCCUCAUCAAUCACAGUAUCUAAGAUUAUUUAUGAAAUGACCCUUGUAGAUUAUAAAAUUAGAAACGACAGUUGGGGUGGAGUAGAGUCAUGGGAGAUAUAAUAGAUCCCAUAAUAACAGGACCACAUAUAGGUCAAAACGGUAUCCUUCAGCACUAACUUUCUUGCAUUACAUGAAAAGAAAAUGGCAGCUCAUUUAAGACUCAUAUCAGUGUGGCAAUAUGUGAAGUGCAGAACACACAAAAAUUAGAUUCCUUGGUAAAAAUAGCCGGACAGAUGACACAUGUGCAAUUAAUUAUAUGAGUCAAAUUAUAACACAAAAAAAGACUGAGUAAUGAAUGUGUUAUGUCUUAAAAUAAAUGGUUAUCCCUUGGUUUUUGUCUCAAUGUGUUGACAAUCAAUUUUCACUAAAUCUGUUGAGCCUCAGCUGAUGAUAUUUUAUUCUUGUUUGUGAGAGAAUAUUCUAAUGUCUAUUUAUUGUUUAAGAUGUUCACUUUAUAUUUACUGAAAAGUAUCUGGUUUAAGAAAUUUUCUACAAGACUGGAUUUUGUGUGUAUAAAUGUUCCACUGUGCUCGUGGCAUAUUUGCUAUAUUCUUUGUAACACACUGAUAUUAGCGUCUCACCAGCUGAGCUACAGUUUUGCUGCAGCUUCCACAUGAGGAAAAGGUACUGACCGGGGCUGGUAUUGUAAUAUUGUUGGCUACAUAACUGUGCAAAGUGUUUUGAGAUUAAUCUCGAAGUGAUGUCUGCAAGGUGCUAUUUUGAUCAGCCUGAGAUACUUAUUCUCGGCAAGUUACAGAUUUCCAAAAGUAAUCAGAUAGUGAAUACACACAGAGAGGAUGGACAGCAAGUUUCUACAUUGAUCCAUAAUAUGCAAAGAUGUUGUGUAAUUUGUGUAAUAGUUAUUUUUGUGUCAGUCUCAAGAAGAGUGUCAGGCUCACAAAGUAUUUAAUUUUUUGUAGAAGUGCUGAUUAUGUUUCUAUUCAGUCAGCUGUGUCCUAAGCACUUUUUUGGCAGCUAUAUAUGUGCUUUUGGACAUUACACACACCUCCUGUGGUAUACUGCUUGAAGGUGAAGAUAUUUGAAUAGUAUUACUUCUUAUGAUUGUCAGUCUAAUGACUGGUCAACACUGCCCUUCUUAUUAGUCUGCCCUGUGUAAGUCACUUCAUCUUUUUGCACAACUACCGCAUCCUACAUCAAUUUGCAACUGCCUACUCUACAAUUGUUACCCACAUCAGUUCUCUCCAUUACCAAACUGAUGAUUCUGUGAUGUUUCAGUAUGUGUGCUAUCAACUGAUCUCAUCUUUUAAUCAAGCUGAGACAUAAAUUUCUUUUCUUCCCAAUUCAGUGCAGUAGCACUUCACUGGUUGCCUCAUAUACCCAAUGAGUGUUUGGCAUUCUCCUGUAGUAACAGAUUUCAAAAACCUCUAUUAUCUUCUAAUCUGGACUAUUUAUCAUCCACAUUUAACCAAAAAUAUUAUCAUGUUUAUCUUUGUCAAGAAAUCUUUUGUUGUUUUUACCAGUAGUCUUCAAGUAAAUUCUCUUCCAAAUGAAGUAACAGAGCAUCACAUAAUUCAGCUUAUUAUGUGACACACACACUCAAGCUAUUCCUCUGUUCCUAUAAAUUGUCAAACACACGGAGAUAGAGGAGGAGGGUAGUUACACAGACCAGAUGUGCUGCCUUAUGGUAACAGUGAUCUAAUCAUAAUUUUUGAUGAUAUAUACUGUGUGCCUCCAAAGAUCCAUCAGGUGCAUUUUUUCUUGUGUUUCAGCAGGUAUUUGUAGUUUUGUUUUUACAAUGUGUAGGUGAAGUCAGCCCAAACCAAUACCACUCAUAAUGUCUUUCAUGCGAAGUCCAGUGUCAGUGGAUAGCAUUGGUUUGUUUCCUACCGAAAACUUAAUGAUUUUUAAACUGGAAUUUCACAUGCCUAUUAGAUGGUGUAGUUGCAAAUUAAUCUAGUGUGAUAUUAAUUUACCAGUAUGUAUUAACAGGGACAGUAAAACAUGAAGAAUAACCAGUACUCGAGCAAUGACUCGUUUGUCAGCCUGGCUCGUGCUGACUGUUACUGUCAUGUAGCAGCACUGCUCAUUUGCUGGUGGAGUACUGGUUAUUCUUCCUGUUUUACUGUCCCUGUUAACUCAUAUUGCUAAAACUGGGCAUCAUGUGAAAGACAUGAUGAGCAGUAUUUAUUUUGGGCCUACUCCAUCUACACAUUGCAAAUAUCUUCAGAGAAAAUGUGAAUUACGACUUUUAGGAGGGACACACAGUAUAUCAGCCUGAAGUCACCUUGAGUCACCUGAGGCUGAUGUAUAUAAAAUGGAAAAAUAAUUACAAUGUGGUUUUCUUCAUUCUAAUUGCGAUGAUGUAACACCAACUACAGACAUUACUCCAACCCCAAAAAGGGGGGGGGGGGGGUUGGGGUGGGGGUGGU